Molecule: messenger RNA, 360 nt
Organism: Drosophila innubila
Lineage: Eukaryota; Metazoa; Arthropoda; Insecta; Diptera; Drosophilidae
Product: kunitz-type serine protease inhibitor HNTX-03141017-like
Exons: 2
Coding region: 10-306 (98 amino acids)
Molecular function (GO): serine-type endopeptidase inhibitor activity
Source: RefSeq, a predicted model, not a curated record
AUCAGCCAAAUGAAUAUAAUUGUUACCUUAGCUUUGCUGACACUUUUCGUGUCCUUCUCGCAUGCCACGCAUGCCGAGCUCAAUGAGCAAUGCCGAGGAUUUGCUGUGGGACAGACAUGCCAAGGCUUUAAGAAUCGAGGGGUUUCGGGCUGGCCCGUAUGCCGUAAGAAUGCCAACAACGAAAUGUGGUACUUCGACACAAAGACAAGAAAGUGCAAGAAGUUGGCCUACAAAGGUUGUGGUGGCAACAAAAACCGCUUUUGCAGUCGAAUUUCUUGCAUAAAGCAGUGCAAGCUUACAACUUAAUAUUUAAAUUACAUAAUCAUCUGUACACUUUCAGUAUAUACCUAUUUUAAAAUU